AUGACGUGCCUAUUAGAUAUGGAUAGAAAUUAUUCCAAACUGGCGCAAUUAAAACAUAAAUUUUCUGCUGAAAAUGUAUCUGUAAAUGAUGUAAAAACGUUUCUCAAGACUGGCUUGGAUGUAAACUAUACUUUGCCGUUCAAUUAUCAAAAUCAGCAUCCUGCAGACCAAUAUUCAGGUAAUACAGCAUUACACUUUGCUGUAAUGAUUCUAAAAGCCAAGGAUCGUAAUCCCAUUUUGAAGCUGCUUAUUACUCAAGGUGCUAAUUUCAUGUGCCAAAACCGCAACGGCUUUACACCAUUGCGUUUAGCUUUCGAAAUACACAAAACAUCGAAAAUGUUGGGAGACAAUAAGAAUACCUUAAAUAUUUUACUAUCUGCUCACCUUAAUUUUAAUAUUGUGGUGAAUCCACGUUGUCCUAAUGGAAUAUCUCACUUGCACAUUGCGUGUGUGUCGAACAAUUUUGACAUUGUGGAGUUUUUUUUAAAAGCUGGUGAACCAAUCAAUGAAGCUAUUAAUGCUGAUUCGCCCAUCUACCCUGGGUACACGCUUUUACACUUGGCAAUGGGUAAUGAAGACAAAAAAAUGGUUCAAUUACUUUUGCAACAUGGUGCUGACCCUUAUCGCUUAAAUGCCAAAGGAAUGAGUCCUAUGCAUCUAAUCAUAGAAAAGCAUAUCAAUGAUACUGCGUUAACUGGAAAAUUGUGUGACAAGAAACUCGUGGGCAACGAAAAUAUACUAAAUUUAUUAAGCCCUGUUGAAAAUAGCAUAAACCUGUCAGAUUGUGUUGGCUUGUCUCUAUUUCAUAUAUACUGUAUGAAGAAACACAGCUUUAAGGCUGAAGAGUGGGAAAUUUUUUUUAUGAAUGGCAUUGAUCUUACUUUUACUGUAAAUUUUGACUCUCCAAUAUGUCCUGGCUAUACGGCACUGCACUUUGCUGCCAAUUGCAAUUUCCAAACAGUGAUGCUACUUUUAGAAAGAGGAGCCGAUCUUCUGGCCAAAGAUACAUAUGGUGUUACUCCAUUUGAUUUGUGUCUAAAAAAGUUUAGGCCUUCCGAUAUAGGUGUCAUUUUACAAACCCAGAACCAACUGAAAUCUGUUAGAUUUCAAAAUAACGAAUUUUUAUCUGAUGUUUUGGCUAACUUUGACUCCGUGUCAAAGUUGGAAGAGUACCUGAAAACUGUGAAUGUGAAUAAUGCUAUUCUCAUGAAUUCAUGUUUUUGGCCAGGUUUUACAUACCUUCAUUUGGCCGUGAUAUUUUCACCAGGCAUGGACAGAUUUAGAAUCGGCAUGUGUUUGAAAUACGGUGCCGACAUCACUAUUCAAGACGCUAACAGCAUGACUGCUCUACACCUUGCAUUUCGUAUGAACAGAAAAAGAUGUGUCACUGACAUUCUGGUAUACCACGGCAAUGUUGCUGUCAAUCCAGUGGAUAAUAACAGUUUAUCUCACUUUCACAUAUCUUGCACGGCCAAUAGUAUGACCAUACCUAAACUGUUUUUGGCCCAUGGUCAGGAUCCCAAUCUACCCACACAAGCGGAUUCAUCCUUGCAAUUCAUUCUGAGCCUGAAUAGAAUGAGCGAAGCAACAAUACCUCCUGGCUCGACAGCUCUUCACAUUGCAGUAACUACAGAGGCAAAAGGAUUCAUCAAAGUGCUCAUUAAUCAUGGUGCUGAUCCCAAUAUCGUUGACGCUAAUGGCUUCACUUGGGUGCACCGAGCAUUCGUGAGUGAGAAAUUUGACAAGUUCAAAUCACUACUAUGGUUUCCAAGUAAAGAACCUACAGGAAAUCUUGUAGCACCAGGAGGACUGUCUUAUCUACAUAUUGCCUGUUAUGCUGAUAAUUUAACAGCAGUCGAAAAACUGCUAUCCCUUACAGCUAAUAUCAACGAACCAUUAAAUAGUGAUUUAAUGAGGUACAUAAAAACUCUCCCCGAAUCCAUAUGCAUAGGAGACACACCACUUCAUUUGGCUGUCAAAGCAUCGUCUGAGACGAUAGUCAGCUUACUCUUAAAGCAUGGUGCAAGCAUAGAAGCAAAAAAUGCCAAAGGCAUGAAUCCCCUACAUGUCGCCCUACUGAUGUCAAGUAGUCAACCACUAAUCAAAUAUUUAGCUAUGGAAUUCAACCACAAGAGCACAUGGAUUGACGAUAGCACUGGCUUGACGCGAUUACAUGUCGCAUGUGCCCUGGAUGACGUUGUUUUUAUAAAGAGUUCACUGGAUUAUGGAGAAGAUAUUCACAGUCGGAUGAAUCAAAACUCACCGUUAUGGCCCAAUUAUACUCCGCUCAACGUUCUAAUAAGGAAUGGAUACCCAGAGAAUGAUCACGCAGUCAAAUUAUUGCUUGAAUACUACUUGAAAAAAUAUGAAUAUUCUAUUCAAAUCGACCAAGGUCUACAUGGAUUGGCCAAACGUCAAAAGAUGUCUCAUCCGUUACAAAAUCAGUAUCUCUUUGUCAACGUUGAAGGACUUUCAGCUUUCCAUGUUAGCUGUAUGGGAAAUGACAUUAGUAUCAUUCAAAAGUUUUUACAGUAUGGUGCCGAUAUUAAUUUGCCCAAAGAUUACUUUUCUUCCUCUGAUGCUGGUUUUACUCCGCUACAUUUUGCGGUGGAGCAUGGCAGAAAAAAUGUGAUAGAAAUUUUGUCGAGAUACGGUGCUAACUUUUAUCUUGAAAACUCAAAUGGCCAUAAUCCCAUAUUUUUAGCUGUUCUCAAGUGUUUAAGCUCGAUUGAAACAUUUACCAGUGGAUACGAAGUUGAUCUCAGUAUGAAGAACUCAUUUGGACAGUCAAUCAUGGACGUAUUUCUUGAAAAUAAAACCGCUACGAGCUCCACUCUUAAACAAGCUGUUGAAAAUAUUCCAAAAUUAGCCAAUGUUGAUGGCAAUCGUCGCAAUGUCAUUCACCAUCUUGUUUUGCCUUUCGAGUAUGAUUACACGGAAAUAAAAACAACUGAAUUUAUCCGUAAUGUCGAGUUGUUGUUAAUAAAUGGAUGUGAACUCGAUCUUCAAGACAAACACGGAAGAACGCCUCUUCAUUACUCGGUACUUUCGUCAAAGCCUAAAAAAAUAGAGUCACUUUUAUUAAUAGGUGCAGAUAUAAAUGUUAUUGAUAUCAAUGGAGAAACCCCAUACAUGUAUUGUUUCAAAGUUGGCAACUAUGUGCCAGAAGAAGUAUGUGAACUAUUUCAUAACUACGUGGACAAAAUUAAAGCUGCUGGCUUAUAUCUUCAUCCUCUAAAUGAAGAGUGUUAUAAGACAAACGCCCUUAUAUGUAAAAGAGCCAUAUAUGAAGGAAUGUUGGAAAAAAUGAACAUAAAAGUUAGCUCAUUUCAUACCGUACGUUACCUUCUAACAGAAAAAGUAGUCAUGACUUUCAUUCAAAAAACUUAUAAUGAGCGUCAACUAAUACUCAAAUGUCUGGAAUAUGAAAUUUUACACAAACAAUUUCCAAUGUGGUCACCACUGUUCAAACUGCAGCACAGGAAAAUUUUGCAAAAAUUAAAGCAACUUGAACCUGUGACCCAAGCUAUGUUGAAUCUUGUAAAUCCGUACCUGACUGAGAAGUGUAUAAAAUUUAUUCUUGCUCAAUUAAAUGAAGAAGAUUGGAAAAAUUUGAUAUGUGCUAGUAAAAUGAAAUAA
Messenger RNA from Copidosoma floridanum, 3639 nucleotides. RefSeq lists its product as uncharacterized. Gene Ontology annotation, molecular function: protein binding. The record is from RefSeq and is a predicted model, not a curated record. Lineage: Eukaryota; Metazoa; Arthropoda; Insecta; Hymenoptera; Encyrtidae.